This is a messenger RNA of Mytilinidion resinicola, 1490 nucleotides long. Its product is annotated as oxidative stress survival, Svf1-like protein. Gene Ontology annotation, biological process: response to oxidative stress. Gene Ontology annotation, cellular component: cytoplasm. The transcript is spliced from 4 exons. NCBI's taxonomy places the organism in Eukaryota, Fungi, Ascomycota, Dothideomycetes, Mytilinidiales, Mytilinidiaceae. The record is from RefSeq and is a predicted model, not a curated record. The coding region runs from base 194 to 1327 and encodes 377 amino acids.
CUCCCACGCUGCUUGUCCUCGCAGCGCUCCACCGAUCCCGCCACACUCAACAGUACCUAUCCUCCCGCCCCGGAGUCACCCGCCACUGCAGCCACUCCUCCCAUAUCUUUACCCUUACCACUUUGGGAUCCUUCUGCUGUUGCAUACACACGCUCACCCUUUGGAUUUAAUAGUGCCUAAACUUUCCCGGAAGAUGUUCAACUGGGCCAAGCAGCAGCUGGCCAACGUCGCCGGCACCCAGGAGCCCAUCUACGGGCCCGCCGCCGUCCAGUCCGUCAAUGAGCAGCAGACCGAGCAUGGCUUCACCGAGCUGACCAAGAACGACCUGCGAUGGGCCGCCAUGGAGUCGACCUGCGUCGAGACGCAGACCUUCUACCUCACCGCCGACAAUGGCUACGUGGGCUGGGUCCAGAUCAUCUACAACAACAUUGCCGGUCUCCGCACCACCUGCCAGUUCAACACCAAGAUAUACUACCCUGAUGGCACCACCCCGAAUCUCUGGUCCUCGGACCCCCUGUCGAACAUCGACUUCGACGACGACAAGUUCAGCUUCUUUGCCGAUGGCUGCUCCAUGGAGCUGUCCGAGGACGGGUCGUUCUACACCAUCAAGUCUGCCACCAACGAGGCCAGCUUGGUGAACCUAAAGGUCAUUCGAACAGCCCCUGGCUUCGUUGCGGGGAAGAAUGGCACCACAACCUACGGAACCGACCCCAAGGAACCGUGGGGCUCGAUGCGCCACGCCUUCUGGCCUAGGUGCCAUGUGGAGGGCAGCAUCAUCACAAAGGCGGGCGAGGUCGAUUUCACGGGCAAAGGUUUCUACUCUUUCGCUCUGCAGGGAAUGAAGCCACAUCACGCAGCUGCCCGCUGGAAUUUCGCCAACUUCCAAGGACCGACGUACUCGGCCGUCAUGAUGGAGUUCAUCACGCCGCCUUCAUACGGCGAGACAAUCGUGCGAGUAGGAGGAAUAGUCAAGGAUGGCAAAAUAAUCACAGCUGGCAACAUGGGCAUCUGCACACAUACCGCAGUCGCCCAGGACUCGGAGAACGACUGGCCGGAGCCAACCUCUGCAAAAUACCACUGGGAGGGAAAGACGCCCGAGGGCCAAGCCGUCGUGGCAGACAUCGAAGGAGCCCUAGGCAAGCGACUGGAUCGCGUGGACGUCAUGGCCGAGGUCCCUGGCUUCGUCAAGAACAUUGUGGCGGCUGCGGCCGGCACGAGGCCCUACAUCUACCAAUAUGCCCCCAAGUUGGAGCUGACGCUCAAGGUUGGCGACGAGGUCAUCCACGAGAAGGGGGCCUGCUACACGGAAGCGACUUUCAUUUCAUGAUUCCCCUAAACGAGCGAAACGAAAACCCUUCACUCUGACUGAUCCCCUGAAGUCAUUCGGGCCUGGCGCUUGUAUGCCUUCACUCUACUUAAUCCGUCCGAGUAUCCUAGCAGACCAUUAAUGAAAACAUGCUCCUCAAACUAUAUUUUCUGUGUUUCUAUAC